Molecule: messenger RNA, 1089 nt
Organism: Acanthisitta chloris (rifleman)
Lineage: Eukaryota; Metazoa; Chordata; Aves; Passeriformes; Acanthisittidae
Gene: RFFL
Product: ring finger and FYVE-like domain containing E3 ubiquitin protein ligase
Exons: 6
Coding region: 1-1089 (362 amino acids)
Biological process (GO): protein K48-linked ubiquitination; proteasome-mediated ubiquitin-dependent protein catabolic process; negative regulation of extrinsic apoptotic signaling pathway via death domain receptors
Cellular component (GO): plasma membrane; cytoplasm
Molecular function (GO): ubiquitin protein ligase activity
Source: RefSeq, a predicted model, not a curated record
AUGUGGGCGAGCUGCUGUAACUGGUUCUGUCUGGAUGGCUCACCUGAGGAGAUACAGCCCCAGCCACAGCCAGGAGCCCGAGCCCAAGCCUAUUCCAACCCUGGAUACAGCUCCUUUCCCUCUCCCACUGCUUCUGAGCAGAGCUGCAAAGCCUGUGGGGUGCACUUCGACAGCUCCUCCAGGAAGCACAUCUGCUUGGACUGUAAGAAGAAUUUUUGCACAUCCUGCUCCAACCAGCCCGAGGGUGGACCCCUGCUCUGCCACCUCUGCCAGCGCUUCCGAGCCACAGCUUUCCAGAGGGAGGAGCUGAUAAAGAUGAAGGUGAAGGACCUGCGAGACUACUUGGCACUCCAUGAGAUUUCCACAGAGUUUUGUCGUGAAAAGGAGGACCUGGUGUUUCUGAUCCUUGGCCAGCACCCUGUAAUCACCCAGGAAGAUCAGCUAAGAACAAACACAUUAAACACUAGUGCCUCUGGCCAGCAGGACUUUGUGGCUCACCCCCCAGCCAGCCUGGCCUCCUCUACCUCACGUGAUGAAUCCUCAGUGUCUGCAGAUCCCAUCUCAAGUUCACUAGCUCAGGAACACCAACAGGCAAAUGGUCAUGUGCCUCUGAGCCCAGUUGGUGUGACAACAGUUGAGAAUGCAGCAGAAGCACCAGCAGAGGAGGAGACACAGUCUACUGACUCCGAAGACACCCUGGUGCAGGGGAGGAAAGCUUCUCUCUCCGACCUAACGAGCAUCGGCGACAUCAACGCGCUCUCCGUGCGGCAGCUGAAGGAAAUCCUCGCUCGCAACUUCGUCAACUACAAAGGCUGCUGUGAAAAGUGGGAGCUGCUGGAGAGGGUGACUCGGCUCUAUAAAGAGAAAGACCUUCAACAUCUAGUUCUUGACACUGACGAUCAAACUGGUGGUGCUGGGCUGCCCAGCACUGAGGACAACCUCUGCAAAAUCUGCAUGGAUGCACCCAUUGACUGUGUCCUGCUGGAGUGUGGCCACAUGGUGACCUGCACCAAGUGUGGGAAGCGGAUGAGCGAGUGUCCCAUCUGCAGGCAGUACGUGAUCAGGGCUGUCCAUGUCUUUAAGACCUAA